UGCCGUUACGGGCGAGCGUCACGCAAAGGAUUGUAGGUGUGCGCUCCAUGUGAACUCAGACCGGGAUCCGAAAAGACGAGUGCUGGGCUGCGUGGAUCUCCGACGGGAUCGCCUUGGGGUUUUGUUUGGUUUUUCUGGAUAUUUCUUCAGUAAGACCGUAAAAAUGUCAUCCAAGCAAGAAAUAAUGAAUGACCAGCGGUUUAGGCGGGUUUCAAAGGAUCCCAGAUUUUGGGAAAUGCCAGAAAAGGACCGAAAGGUCAAAAUUGACAAGAGAUUUCGAGCCAUGUUCCAUGACAAAAAGUUUAAAUUGAACUAUGCUGUUGACAAAAGAGGGCGCCCUAUCACCCACAGCACGACGGAAGACCUGAAACGCUUCUAUGACCUUUCAGACUCUGAUUCUGAUCUCUCUGAUGAAGAAAGCAAAGUACUGGACCAAAAGAAAGUAAAGCAGAAAAAGAAACAGACGGAAAAGGAAGUGGAGUCAAAAAUGCUGAUUGAGGAGAAAAAGAAAGAAACCAAAAAAAUUGAUCAGAAGGAUCCUAUAAACAAAAAUGAUUUAGAUAAUUCUGAAAGACUUCAAAAGAUGAAAAACAUGUGUAAAUCUCAAAAGGUAAAUUCAGAAAUAAGUCCCAAAAAGGAUAGUGAAAAAUUUCCACAAGAUACAAAAAAGAAAAAGAACAUCACCGACCACAGUACAGAUUCUUUGUCCAAAGGAAAACCAAGGACCAAAGAUUCCAGUACCCCUGAAAUUGUGAAAUCUCCAACAAUCACUUGUUCUAAGGCAAAAAGAGAAAAGCAAUCAGUGCUUCCGGUCGUUCUGGCAAGAGACAAAGAUGCCCUGGAGGAAGAUUCAGACAGUGCUAGUGAAAUAGGAAGUGAUGAGGACUCUGAAGAUGAAGUCACAAGUGAUGAUAGAACUUCAGCUGAUGAUGAUGAAGAGGAGGAAGAAGAAGAGGAGGAGGAAGAUAGUGAGGAGGAGGAUGAAAGUGACAGUGGUCCUGAUCUGGCAAGGGGUAAAGGAAAUAUAGAAACUAGUUCUGAAGAUGAAGACGAUUUUGCAGAUCUAUUUCCAGAAGAACCUGGUUUUGAACAUGCUUGGAGAGAAUUAGAUAAAGAUGCUCCUCGGGCUGAUGAGAUUACACGCCGACUAGCAGUUUGCAACAUGGACUGGGAUAGAUUAAAGGCAAAAGAUUUGCUGGCUCUGUUCAAUUCUUUUAAGCCCAAAGGAGGAGUUGUAUUUUCUGUAAAGAUAUAUCCUUCGGAGUUUGGAAAGGAGAGGAUGAAAGAAGAGCAAGUUCAAGGACCAGUAGAGUUAUUGAGUAUUCCUGAGGAUGCCCCCGAAAAAGACUGGGCCUCUAGAGAGAAGCUGAGAGACUAUCAGUUCAAACGAUUGAAAUAUUAUUAUGCAGUAGUGGAUUGUGAUUCUCCUGAAACAGCAAGUAAGAUUUAUGAAGAUUGUGAUGGCCUGGAAUUUGAAAGCAGUUGUUCUUUUAUAGACCUAAGGUUUAUACCAGAUGAUAUUACUUUUGAUGAUGAGCCCAGGGAUGUGGCCUCAGAAGUUGAUCUAACAGCAUAUAAACCAAAAUAUUUCACGUCCGCUGCAAUGGGAACAUCAACGGUGGAGAUCACUUGGGAUGAGACUGAUCAUGAAAGAAUCACAACACUUAACAGAAAGUUUAAAAAGGAGGAGCUUUUGGACAUGGACUUCCAGGCCUACUUAGCUUCCUCUAGUGAGGAUGAAGAAGAAGAGGAAGAAGCACCACAAGGUGAGGAUGGAGUCAGUGUAGAAGAUGGGAAAACAAAGAAAUAUCAGAAGGAUGAUGAAGAACAAAUUGCUAAAUAUAGAGAGCUCUUGCAAGUUAUAAAAGAAAAGGAAAAAAAAGGAAAAGAAAAUGAUAUGGAAAUGGAGAUCAAGUGGGUUCCAGGCCUUAAGGAGAGUGCAGAAGAAAUGGUCAAAAACAAGUUGGAGGGAAAGGAUAAGCUGACCCCUUGGGAACAAUUUUUAGAGAAGAAGAAAGAAAAGAAAAGACUGAAAAAGAAACAGAAGGCUCUUGCUGAAGAAGCCAGUGAAGAUGAGCUUCCCUCUGAUGUUGAUUUGAAUGAUCCCUACUUUGCUGAAGAAGUUAAAAAAAUAGGUAUAAAGAAGAAAUCAAUGAAAUGUGCAAAGGGCAGCACAUCUUCAGAGGAAGAAACUGAACUAGAAAAACAAAAGGCUGAAAUGGCCUUGCUUGUAAUGGAUGAGGAAGAAGACAGCAAGAAACACUUCAAUUAUGACAAGAUUGUGGAACACCAGAAUCUGAGCAAAAAGAAGAAGAAAAAGCUUAUGAAAAAGAAGGAGUUGCUUGAGGAUGACUUUGAGGUAAAUGUUAGCGACGCACGGUUUCAGGCAAUGUACACUUCCCACUUAUUCAAUUUGGAUCCUUCUGAUCCUAAUUUCAAGAAGACAAAAGCUAUGGAAAAAAUUCUUGAAGAGAAAGCUCGGCAACGAGAACGAAAAGAAGAACUACUUACUCAAGCAGUGGAGAGAGCUCAGCAGGACACGGGAAAGGCAGCACAGAAGCAGCACUCAGAUCCUGCCUUGUCUUUGCUGAUUAAAUCCGUGAAAAACAAAACAGAGCAAUUCCAAGCCAGAAAAAAACAGAGAGUCAAAUAGCUGGACACUGUCUCUGUGCUCUCAAGUACACAGAAAUAGUUUAAGGGUUAAUGGGAAUGUAGCUAUCUUAACCCCAGCACUCGGGAGGCAGAGGCAGGAGGAUCUCUGUGAGUUCGAGGCCAGUUUGGUCUACAAAACAAGAUCCAGGACAGGCUCCAAAGCCAAACAAAGAAACCCUGUCUCAAAAAUUAAAAAAACAAACAAAAAUAUAUGUAAAAAAAAAUGGUGUCCAUUUUUUUGUGUACAGAUUAAAAACAAAUUUUUAAAAAGUAUAUAUGGAUAUGUACAUAUAUAUUUAUGUUUAUAUAGUACCUUAAUCUCUCAAAACUCGAAGCAGAGCUAAAUAGCUAUUAAGAUAAUUUAUUUUCGUAGCAUAAAGGAUGAAGCUGUGAACUUUUUUCCAUGCUUAGUAAUUUGCAUGUAGAGCUAUUGGAUGAGCAGAAGUGCACAGUGUCUACUAGUUUGCGUUUUUUACUAGUUUUUAUAGUGUCGGUUUGCCUCAUAUAUGUACUUCAGGCAGACUAUUCUGAAAAAAAAACUGAAAUAAGACUGAUGAAAGAAACAGUUCCUUGGAAAGAGUUUCAUUUUUAUAUUGCACAUAAUUUCAUUUGAAAGGCUCGUGGGCUCUGCAGUCAUGUUUCUAUUUGUAGCAACAACAACAAAAAUCCUUCUGUUCUUUAGAUUUUUUAGAAUGUUUUGGAAGGGUAAGUAUACUAGAAUAAAGAGAAUCCCACUUCUUUGUAAAAUUAAAGGACAUCUUCAAGACUAAUGCCCUUUGGUUUAUCUGGUAUAGAUUUUAAGAGCUAUUAAAUGUUUUCUUUGUAAGAGUUGCCAUGGUUGUGGUGCCUCUUCACAGCAAUAAAAACCCAAACUAAAACAGCAGUUGAUACCAGUGAUUGGGGUAUUGUGAUCGGCCUAAUCAUGAUAUUGUUUGGGGUAAUGGGGACUUUGAUACCUUGGGUUUGGAAAGCAGUGAAGUGUUUAAUCACUGCUUAAUGGACCAUAUAGUAAGAGCGUUGAAGACAUAAAUAAUUUUUUCAAUUAGAUCAGAUAAGGGCAAAGGUUAUGGUCUUUGACUUCAUUUUUUGAAAAAGUUUGACAUACUAUGAAAAGACUAUUUGAUGCUCACAUAUGCCUUAAUUGGCACGGUGCUAUUGUUAGUCCUUACUCUUUUUAAAUGUCUCCUGCAGCAUAUUUACAGCAGCGGGCAGCAACUGAGGUGACUCUUCAGGUGUUACUGACUCUUAGGCGUCCCUCUCGCAUUUCUGCAGAGGAGGUUAUGCGUGCCAGCUUAUCUGAAAGUCAAAAGGCUACUUACUGCCUAGUCCCCCCACGUUGGCAGCUCUCCAGGAAUGAAUGUUCUUCAAGGGCUAGUCAGUGACAGGUAAGAGCUUGUUCAGCAGGUCAGUCUAAAACAGGCACAGUCCAGUUGCUGAGCCCACACCCACACAGCUUUAACCUAACACUUAGGAGGCAAUGGAAAAUAGAUCCAUCAGUUGGAGGCCAGCCUGGUAUAGAAAGUAGGUUCCAGGUCAGCUGGGGCUACACGAUGAAAACAAAACAAAAAUAGCAGCUAAGUGUCAUGUUCCUUAAGUCACUAUUGCUUGAUCUUUCACCUUUAGCUCAUUUAAUACAAAUACCAGUGUAGUGACAGUCAAAACUUUGUGGCUCAUAUUGCCCCCUGCCCCUUUCUUGAGGCAGGGUUUCACAUAGUCCAGACUAUAGAACCUUGAGCCUCUGAUCCUCCUGCCUCUACCUUUCAACUCCUGGAAUUAUACAUGUGUCCCAUCAUGCACAAGACACACAGCACUAGGGAAUCAAACUCCAGGGCUCCUGCAUGCUAGGCAAAAACUGCUAAUUGAGCUGCAUCCCCAACCCCAUUUCUCCAUAUUAUCAAAGCAACUGUUUCUACUACAUUGUGAUAAAAUUGUCUGCAACUUGCUGGAACAGGAUGCUUAGAAACUGGGGGGGUUUCCAGAUUUCUGGACGUGGACCCAAGUCAAGGGAAGUGAGAUAAACUCCCCUAGAAAGCCACUGAGCCUCUGUUGUGCUGGUGUCCCUAGCAUUUUGAUUCCAAGCUGUUCUCAUCAUCUCUGGGUUCACAUCAUCACCUUCCUCCAAACAUACAGAACCAGUGCCAGACUCAGGCACAAGGGAAAAUGGAGUCGUGUGUGAGAGAGUCUAUGCCAAGCCUUAAAUGUGAGUUCUACAUUACCCGAAAUCUGCCAAGUAGCAGAGACAACAUCGCUACAUGGUGUGACAGUGCCAAAGCAAACAGACUGUCUUGGAAGUGUGUACUAGGGAAGCUGAGAGAAGUGUCUGCUUGGGACUUAUGAAGUGUUUUCAUUAAUUUUUAAAAUUUAAAAUAAAAUUUCCCCAUCAC
Alexandromys fortis (reed vole) is the source of this 5036-nucleotide messenger RNA. RefSeq names its product ESF1 nucleolar pre-rRNA processing protein homolog (gene Esf1). Bases 164 to 2653 code for a protein of 829 amino acids. The record is from RefSeq and is a predicted model, not a curated record. Lineage: Eukaryota; Metazoa; Chordata; Mammalia; Rodentia; Cricetidae. The transcript has 14 exons. Gene Ontology annotation, cellular component: nucleus. Gene Ontology annotation, molecular function: RNA binding. Gene Ontology annotation, biological process: rRNA processing.